AUGGGUCAGAAAUCAUCACGUAUUAGCAGCAGUAGGGUUAUCAAUAAGAAUAAUAAUAAUAAUAUAGAUUAUUCACAAUUUUUGGAAAAGAGUAAUCAAACUAUAUUGCCAGAUUUAAUAUGGAGGAAAAUAUUAAGUUUGUUGUCAGAGUUUGAAUGUGGAUAUCAUAGGUAUGAGUGGAAUCCUCUAUCGUUGUCAUUGAUAUCACACUAUUGGUUGGUGAAUAUCUUAGCGAAAUCAACACUUAGAAUAACAGUAACCAAUCAUCGAUCAUUAUUUCUUAUCAACUAUCCAUUCUCAUAUCAAAGAUCUUUUAAAAAGUUUAAUAGUUAUAGUUUAAAUAAUAUUAAUAAUAAUAAUAAUAAUAAUAAUAAUAAUAACAAAGAUAUCAAGUUUAAAAUCAAUAGAUUUACAUUGAUAUUUGAUAAUGAUAAUAGAUUAGAAAUAAAGGAAUUUUUUCAAAUGGUAAGCGAUUACUAUUGGAUCGAUUAUUAUAAUGAGGUAUUGCUCGAUCAUUGGCAAAUCAACUCGAUGACCAUUGUAAACCUACCGGAUUCACUGAAGCUUCAUUCUCUUGCGAUUGCUCCAACUCUAAAGAGACUUACCGUUUACUCGAUGAAUGCCAAUAGAGUACAAGUCAGAUAUUUCACCAGUCUCGAGAGAUUCCACUUGGAACAGAGUCAUUCUUCACACACCGAACUACUGCCACCGGUACUGAAUGCCAACGAGUUAAAGUCGCUCACUUCUCUCUCGAUAGCAUCUUGUUUCAACAAUAGGUUACCAUGGCAAUCAAAUGAUAGUGUUAGCGCUCUAGUGAAUCUAAAAACAUUGGAAUUGAAUCAUAUUCAUAUAUACCAAUGGAUACGAAACCAAGUAAACGACCUACCUAUUCAACUCUCGCGACUAUGUCCGAAUGUAACAAAGUUAAAGUUGAAUCAUGUAUAUCAUAGAAUGGUGCAUACCUAUAACUUAACAGAUAGGCCAUCCUCCUUGUUAGGUGAUUUGAAACAUCUAAGCUAUCUAUCGAUUACCAAUAAGUCUCCAAUUACUAGCUAUCGUGACAGAGACAACCAUACACUCAACCAGGAAUACACUGCCGACGUCGGACUUACCAAUAGAGUAUUCCUACUAGAUAUUCACACAAUAGGUCAACAACUAGAUACACUCAAACUCAAGGGAGUUACACCAUUUCAAUCACUGCUGACAUCGAUCAACCAUCUAAGCAGACUUCGUCGUCUAUCGAUAUCAGAUUACCUCGAGAAACAUCAUGUCGAUUCGAUUCUCAGUUGCGAAUCACUGAUAAGGCUAUCUGUUAACUUUAAAUUCGGCAAUGUAUUAUUAUAUUUCUUGAAAAACAACAAACAUAUUAAAAUAAUUAAAGAUAACAGAUUCUCUGGCUGCGAUACCAACUCUUUAAUCGAAACUCUAGGUGCUAUCAAAACAAACAACAAAGAUAAUAAUAAUCAAACAAUAAUAGAAGAACUUAAAUUGAUUUGUCACCCUGAUGAUUAUAAUACAAUACAACAACAACAAUUGAACCAACUUGCUACCAACUACUUUGUAACAACCAAUUUUAAAAUAUCAAUCAUUAAUCAUCAAUAUUAUAAACAACCAAGAAAAAUGAAUCAAUCACAAUACUUUAUUAAUCCUGUACCACUAAAUGAUCCUAAUGAAAAAUGA
Messenger RNA from Heterostelium album PN500, 1680 nucleotides. RefSeq lists its product as uncharacterized. The coding region runs from base 1 to 1680 and encodes 559 amino acids. The transcript has 2 exons. NCBI's taxonomy places the organism in Eukaryota, Evosea, Eumycetozoa, Acytosteliales, Acytosteliaceae. The record is from RefSeq and is a predicted model, not a curated record.